AUGCCAGUAGAAGUGGAAAUUAUCGAGAAACUUCGAUCGAAGAAAAAAGUCGCCAAGUCAGGCAUUACAAGGAAUGUAAAUCGCGUUAGGGAGCUAAUAAACAACAAAGAAAGCGUUUCUAAGGUACGUCAGUAUGCUAAAAAUAUUGAAGAAGCUAAAGAAAAGGCUCGGAUUGUAAUAAACGAACUUGAAAAAGCCGAUCCAUCGUCUAUUGAAGCCGAUGGCGAAUGGCUUGUCGAGGUCGAGUGUGACGUGACUGAUGCAAAACUUACAGCAAGGUGAGUUGCCAACUGGUCGAGCAUUGGGAGUUCGGUGGGAUGCACGAUCAGACACUCUAGGACUCGCUUAUGCACAUGUUGAACGUCCAUCCACCCAGUCGACCAAACGCGGUAUUCUAGCCAAAUUAGCUGGCCUAUAUGAUCCACUGGGAUGGUCGAGUCCAUUUACGGUACGUGCAAAAAUCACCCUGCAACGCACAUGAUCCCGAGGACUAGAUUGGGAUGAACCCUUGCCAGCCGACAUUGCAUCUGAGUGGGUUAAGUGGGAAUCCGAGGUCGCAGCCCUAAAGGCUUUCGCAGUACCACGGUACAUUUACAGUCUGUCAUCAAAAACAUUGACGAGAGAGCUUGUGGUUUUCUGUGACGCUUCGGAAGAUGCCUGCGCAGCUGUCGCCUACAUGCGUGCAGUACUUGUGGACGGUGAAGUCAUAUGUCACCUAGUCAUGGCGAAGACACGCCUCAUGCCAUUGAAAACGAUCUCCAUUCCCAGAGGAGAGCUGAUGGGUUGUCAGCUAGCUGUGCUUCUCGCAAAAACCAUCUGCGAACAGUUAGGGUUGAGUAUGCUUCAUGUUACAUACUUAUCCGAUUCAACCACGGCGAUAUGGUGGAUCCACGGAGAGCCGCGAAAUUUCCAACCAUUUGUUGCAAACCGAGUAGCCGAAGUGAUUUCAGAGAGUGAUCCCGGACAAUGGCAUCACGUAAGAACGGAUUUGAAUGUGGCUGACAUUGCAACAAGGGGAGUCGCCGCCAACGACCUUAAGCCAGAAUCACGAUGGAUAAACGGCCCAGAUUUCCUAAAGUCCGAUAAGUCAGAGUGGCCCAUCGAUGAUAUUCCUGGCCCACCUUCUCCAACCGCCCAGAGGGAGAUGAAGAAGAAAGUGCUAGGAGCAGAAGUGGUUGUGCCAAAGCUUCUUGAUCCAGCCAGCUAUUGCAACUGGUUGAAGCUUGUUCGCGUUACGGCAUGGAUUCUGCGGUUCUGUCAUAACCUGCGUAAGAAAGAUCGGCGGAACGCGGAAGUUCUAAGUGUCGAAGAAUUGGAGGAAGCUGAGCUGUAUUGGAUCAAGUCUGCACAACAAGAUCGUUUUGGAGUUGAAGUCGAGUCAUUGUCGAAAGGUCGUCCUGCCGCGCAAGCUAGUCGAAUCGCAGAUCUUAAUCCACAGUUGGUGAAUGGAAUCUUACGUGUUGGAGGGCGUAUUGACAAAGCCGAACUGCCAUGGGAAGCAAAGCAUCCCAUCAUAUUAGAUCACGGACACGACAUCACUCGUCUGAUUGUCAUCCAUUACCAUCGGAAACUGAUCCACGCCGGAGUUGAGCACGUAUUCAACCAUAUACGUGAGAAGUAUUGGAUUCUACGCGGCCAUUCGGAAGUCAAGAAUUGCACCGUCAAAUGCCCAUUAUGUCACCAACGUUGCAUCCAGCCCCUCACACAAAGAAUGAGCAGCUUAUCAUCUACACGCCUUGCCGGCGUUAGUGUCCCAUUCCAGAAUGUCGGACUGGAUUAUGCAGGACCAUUUUCUGUCCGUAUUGGUCGUAACCGAAUCGAGAAGCGUAACAUUUGCCUGUUUACGUGUAUGCACAUGCGUGCCGUGCACCUCGAAGUAGCCCACAGCCUUGAGGCAGACUCGUUCAUAAUGGCCUUACGACGUUUCCUAGCUCGGCGUGGAAACCCGGCCCGCAUUCUGAGCGACAACGGUACCAAUUUCGUCGGCGCCGAGCGUGAGUCACGAGAAUCCGUUCUUGAAAUCGAUCAAGAACGAGUCGCCGACGAACUUAGUGCACGCGGCGUACAAUGGAUUUUCAUUCCACCUGCUGCUCCCUGGUUUGGUGGAGCUUGGGAGUCUUUAGUUUAG
Molecule: messenger RNA, 2128 nt
Organism: Paramuricea clavata
Lineage: Eukaryota; Metazoa; Cnidaria; Anthozoa; Malacalcyonacea; Plexauridae
Source: the annotation of a GenBank genome assembly